CGAGGGGGUUGAGUUUGCAUUUAUACUUCCUGACGUCGAGAAGAUGGUGUUGUUCGAGUAUUUGACCAAGAUUUCCCCGGCCCAAGCCAUCGGCCAGUCCGUUGUCGGCGCCUUUGCCCUCUCUGGCCUUGUGUGGGGCGGCUUCCGCUACACCGGCGAAGACUUCGGCGGUGCUUUGCCCGGCGAGCCCAAGACCACCUCGGCAGAAUGGCAAGCGGCGACCCGCGACUAUAUCGUCGCCCAGAAGAUGAACCCCAUCAGUUCGUACCGUAAAUAAAUUGAACAUGUAUGGAGGCGCACACCAAGCGAAGGCGAUAGGGGGGUAGCCGCAGCAUGUAUGCAUGCGUCUUUCCCCUGUGUAAUAGAUUGGUUCGACCAUUUGCUUAAUGUGAAGUCUCGUUUGCUCCCCCCAUGCAAAGACGUUCCAUGUACAUGAUCGUGUUAAUCGAAACCUAUCGAAUGCAAACUAAGUUAGGCGA
Messenger RNA from Aphanomyces astaci, 479 nucleotides. RefSeq lists its product as hypothetical. Bases 44 to 277 code for a protein of 77 amino acids. The transcript is spliced from 2 exons. NCBI's taxonomy places the organism in Eukaryota, Oomycota, Saprolegniomycetes, Saprolegniales, Verrucalvaceae. Gene Ontology annotation, biological process: mitochondrial electron transport, cytochrome c to oxygen. The record is from RefSeq and is a predicted model, not a curated record.